CGUCCGCACACCCAAAUCUCGCGAAACCCAACACCCCAUCCCACUGUGCCCCCAAGUCUCGCGAGAUCCACCAUACGCCGUCCCGCCCCUCCGCCCUUCACAGCAGCCAAGAUGGCGACGGCCACCCGGCUCAUCCAGCGGCUGCGCAACUUCCUGGCGGGGCGGGACCUGCAGGCCAAGCUGGCGCUGCGCUACACGGAGAUCUCCAAGAGGUCUCAGCCCCCCCCCCGGCUCCCGGUGGGUCCCAGCCACAAACUGGCCGGUAACUCGUACUGCAGCCGGGACGGGCGCAGAGAGGCCGGGCCGCCCCUGGUGGUCGCCUCGGGGCUGAAGACGCUGACGGCGGUGGCGCAGGGCGGCAGCCCCUUCCAUUCGCAUCUUCACCCCCAGCUCCGGCUCCGCGGUGGCAGCAGCCGACAAGAAGCCGGUGACACCGGGACCGGCUGCGAGGAAGUGGGAGCUGUCCAAGGACCAGCCGUAUCUGUGAUGGACACAGCGGGGCUGCACGCACAGCCGGGGUCAUUGAACAGCCGGGGUCAUUGAACGCAGCACCGUGUGGUAGCGCUGCAGUGGGCUCCAUUGUGGAGAUGCUCCAUGGGAUAGAUUUGCACACACCACUAAUAAACGUACUUAAACCUGUUGA
Coturnix japonica (Japanese quail) is the source of this 643-nucleotide messenger RNA. It is a transcript of the gene NDUFA7, whose product is annotated as NADH:ubiquinone oxidoreductase subunit A7. NCBI's taxonomy places the organism in Eukaryota, Metazoa, Chordata, Aves, Galliformes, Phasianidae. Gene Ontology annotation, cellular component: respiratory chain complex I; mitochondrial inner membrane. Gene Ontology annotation, biological process: ATP synthesis coupled electron transport; mitochondrial electron transport, NADH to ubiquinone. The record is from RefSeq and is a predicted model, not a curated record.